GGUUUGGCAACACCUGGAUGAAGUGCACUGUGUCUUUAAGAUUGCGCGCGCGUGUGUGUGUGUGUGUGUGUGUACAUGCUGUACAAUUAUAGCAGGAUAAUCCCGACACACACAGGACUGAGCGCAGCUGAAAUGCAGCUGAAAUUAACGGGGAAUUAACGGGGAAUUGAGGAACAUGAGCUGAGCGCGUGCUGAAUCCGUUCCAGAGCAGAUAUGCAGUCGGACGAGGGGACGGAGUGGCUCAUGGAGCUGCUCACAGACGUGCAGCUGCAGCAGUAUUUCCUGCGAAUCCGAGACGAGCUUAACGUCACUCGUCUCUCUCACUUCGACUACGUGAAGACCGAAGACCUGGAGAAGAUCGGCAUGGGGCGGCCAGGUCAGCGGCGUCUGUGGGAAGCAGUGAAGAGACGCAGAGCGAUGUGUAAACGCAAGUCGUGGAUGAAGGUGUUCACAGGUAAGAGACCGGACACGGAGGCUCAGCCGGGAGUGACGUUUCGGGAUUCGUCGCCCUGCAGCAUUCCGGCCGAGGCUCACGGUGAAUCCCAGCCGGAGGCUCUGACCUGUCUGAUCAGCGACCGAGACCUGACGGUGCUGGAGAAACUCGGAGACGGAUCGUUCGGCGUGGUGAAGAGAGGGGAGUGGCAUGCUCCGUCUGGACGAGUGCUGAACGUUGCUGUGAAGUGCCUGAAGACGGAUUUGCUGGAUCAGACGGAAGGUCUGGACGAUUUCAUACGGGAAGUGAACGCCAUGCACUCCCUGAAUCAUCAGAACCUCAUCCGGCUGUACGGAGUCAUCCUCACACACCCCAUGAAGAUGGUGACAGAGCUGGCUCCACUUGGUUCUCUGUUGGACAGGUUGAGAAAGCGGCAGGGUCACAUCCUGAUCUCGGUGCUAUGCCGCUACGCCGUGCAGAUCGCGUGUGGAAUGGCGUACCUCGAGUCACGCCGCUUCAUCCACCGAGACCUGGCCGCUCGCAACAUCCUGCUCGCCUCCAAUGACCUCGUCAAGAUCGGAGACUUCGGCCUGAUGCGUGCGCUGCCCAAGAACGACGACCAUUACGUGAUGCAGGAGCACCACAAGGUUCCGUUUGCCUGGUGUGCUCCAGAGAGCCUGAAGACCAGAACCUUCUCUCAUGCCAGUGAUACCUGGAUGUUUGGUGUGACGCUGUGGGAGAUGUUCAGUCACGGCCAGGAGCCAUGGGUCGGCCUCAAUGGCAGCCAGAUCCUCCAUAAGAUCGAUAAGGAAGGCGAGAGGCUGGUUAAACCCGAGGACUGUCCUCAGGAUAUCUACAACGUCAUGCUGCAGAGCUGGUCUCCAAAACCCGAGGACAGACCGACGUUCGUGGCUCUGAGAGACUUCCUCGUGGAGACGAUGCCUACGGACAUGAGAGCGCUGCAGGACUUUGAUGAACCGGACAAGUUGAAGAUCCACGCCAACGAAGUCAUCACUAUCAUCGAGGGCAGGGCGGAGAACUACUGGUGGCGAGGUCAGAACCGUCAAACUCUGAAGGUGGGUCAGUUCCCCAGGAACGUGGUGACGUCUGUAGCUGGUCUUUCUGCCCAUGACAUCAGCAGGCCUCUUAAACACAGCUUCAUCCACACAGGCCACGGAGACACCGACCCUCACCGCAGCUGGGGCGCUCCUGAUAAAAUCGAUGAUAUAUACCUGGGGAACCCCAUGGACCCCCCUGAUGUUCUCGGGAUGGAUCCGAAUGCUGACAGACCCACUAAAUUACCAAACCGAGCCAAAAAGCAACCUCCACCUCGUCCUCCUCAGCCGGCCAUUCUUCUCAAGAAGCCUUUCUAUGACUCCGUGAUUGACGAUGAUGAUGAUGAUGACGAUGAUCUCAUAGUCACUGGACUGAAGAAGCUCUCUCUGAAAGCACCGUCAUACCUCGGGCUACGCCUUCGUCCGUGGGAGAACUCGGACCCGGCCGAUCACCUCAGUGAGGUCUCGCUCAUCGACUUCGGAGACGACAGCUUCAGCUCCGCCUCGCCUUCCCCAAUUACGGAGACUCCCGCCUCCAACUCCGCUCCGUCUGGAGCCUCCAUCCUGGAUUCUGGUCCUCCACCGAGCCCGUACCGCAGUUUGCCGAACCCUCUGCACCCAACCCCCGUGGUGGACUGGGACUCCCGGCCGCUGCCUUCUCUCCCUGCAUAUGACGAGGUGGCUUUAGAGAGUGAGGAGCAGGAGGACGUGGAGGUUAGCUCCAUAAACACUGCGAAGACUGACAAUCCAGACCAGAAUUACGAAAGUGUUGAAGGAGAUUUAGAUCCCAAGUGCAAAGUGGAAGACAAUCUGUUCCUUCCAUCCAAACCCGCUGUGGAGAACCGGUCUACUUCGCAGUCGGCUGACAUCUUCAAGGAGUUACAGAGGGAGGUCAUGGCGAAGUUGCGUGUACCAGCGACGGCACAAUCGAUGCCCUCGUCACCCCUCUUACCACACCGCCAAAUCAUCCUGCCAUCCUGCGAGGACAAGCCCCAGAUCCCACCCAGGAUCCCUAUCCCGCCAACACGGCCUUCCAGACGGACACGCGCCAGGCUUUCUGCCUCUUUGGGUGAUGAUGAGGAGAGACCUCAGCCUCCUCAGAUUCCUCCGAGAGACCACGCCAUGUCCCAGCCCAGCUCGCGAUCCCCCAGUCCCAUGAUCUCCACUCAGCAGAGACCAAUUCUGUGCUGUGUUGGUUCUCUAGGAUCCUGCCUCUCCCCUUCGUCGUACUCCUACGCUCCAUCCACUGCGCCGUCAAAGCUCACGCUCAGCCCCAGUAGAGUCAACUACAAUUCCCAGAAUGCUACUUCCUCCACCAAUGUAGACCAGAUUCGAGCCAAGAGCCCCUGCAACCUGCCGGUCAUGAGCGACACCACCAAGGCCAGCAGCACUCACUACUACCUGCUUCCUGAGAGGCCGACGCAUCUCGACAGAUACGACAAGUCUGGGAAAGAUUCAGAGCAAAACAAAGAACGACGGACCAACAUGGCGACCGUUAGACCCAUGGUGCAGCAGCAGAUCACCAAGCCCAAUCCCACCUCCAACCCCAGCAGCAGCAGCUCUCCGAGCUCAGCAGCGUUCAACACUUAUAGCAGUGUGAAACAGGUACAGGAGGCGGUCCAUGGAGUGACGGUAGAGGAGUGUCAGACAGCGCUCCAGAGUCACGGCUGGAACAUCCAGAAGGCUAUUGAGUACCUCAAGGUGGAGCAGCUGUUCCGUCUGGGUCUGAAGACUCGGCCCGAGUGUGUGGAAGUUCUGCAGAGGUGCAGCUGGAACCUGGAGCAUGCGAGCACCCAGAUGCUGGAUUCAUAUGGGCCCUCCAGACAAAGAUACUAAACCCAGCGUUGAGGAUGAACACAGCGCCCCCUUCUGUCCACAUGAUAAUCAUCUAUGAUCCUGCUCGAGACGUCUGUGCAUUAUUCCUGCGUUCUUUGUUGAGUGUUGCAGGACUCUGAAUAGCUCAUUACUGCUUCUGUCUGGAAAAAAACUAAAUGUUCUGAUGUUUAAGAAUAUAGUUUUUUUUUUUUUGAGAAUGUGGAGAAUAUUUUGUGGUUGUUGCCGUUCAGCUUUGUUUGGAACUUGGUGUUAAUUUAGCGCGACGCUUAAACCAGGUACUGGACUAAAUCUUUCUAUUUAAGACCUUCGUGUGUUAUUAUUUAAGUUGUGUUUUAUAUUUAUUGAUGUAUGAAGCAAAGGUGUGAAAGCAGAUGACUGUCGCUAUAUUAUUUAUAUUUAUUCGCUUUGAAAAAUGUGAAAUAUUUACGAUAUAUUCAUUCUGAGUAUUUUAUUUAUUUAAUGGGAUGGAUGAAACAGGGACCUCAUGAUGAAUGUCUGAAUAUUAUUCAUUAAUGCAGUAGUGGAAUAUUUAGCAGUUUUGCUUUAACACUCCAUCAUCAGCCUUUAAUUUUAUUUAUUUUAUGUGCCAUAUAUAGUGUUAAAAUACAAACACAUGUGAUUCAUUCUUUAAUUUGUUCAUUCAUUUCUUUAUUCAUGGUUAUCAAGUUACCAAAGAUGUGUAAUGUUUGUUGAUGGCUGUGGUGUCGGGCUUCAGUUUUUCAGGCCUCAUUCAUAAACAUUUCAUGGAUUCGACUUAAAAGUUUGCACAAGAACAAAAAUAAUCAGAUUUAUAAAACCAUGCAUAGGCCAACCAUAAGGCGUAAGACCAUGUGCACAAGUUCAGUCUUCUCCAUAAAUAACCAUAAAUGUUUAUUAACAUGCCCAUAUUAUGUACAUUUAUGAUUUUAUAUGCAUAUAAAUAGGGCCAUGGUUCACAGGGAAUGCGUUUGUAUGUGAAUACAUUUACAUUUAUUCAUUUAUUCACAUUUAUCAGAUGCUUUUAUCCCAAACAGCUUACAAAACAUGCACCAAUAAUAAGUUCAAGAAACCGAGGAGUUAUACAGAGACACAAUGCAAUCAGUUACAAAAAGGACAAUUAAAAAUGUAAAUACAUACAUAAUAAUACAAAUAUAUUUAAGAUGUAAUACAAAAAGCAAUUCGUGUAAAGUAAGGGUAGAGAAAGUAAAGGUUUUAUUCUGAAUACUAUCUAAAGAGGAAAGUCUAGGAAUAGUUUUGAAUAGUUUAAUACACUACUGUUAGAUAUGAUGCAUGAAUGUUGACUCAGGCCCAAAUUACAGAUCGUUUAGACAUUAAUAAAGUGAUAAUUUCACAUAAUAAAAUCAGAUUUAUUCUCUAACAAGCCUUUAUUGAAGCAUGAGUGCAGAUAAUUACACUGAUAACGUUUGGAAAACUGGUGUCUUUCCAAAAAAAAAAAAAACAAUCAGACUAGGCAGUAUUAUAGGGGUUGGCAUUCAUCAAUUAAUUAAUGUAUUAAUAUAAUAAUUAAUUAAUUAAUUUAGUAUUAUAUUUGUUUGUUUUAAUUCCUUUGAUGCUGCAGUACAAACAUCUUCGCAUUUAAAUAAAAGUAUAUAACAGAAUAAAAUAGUUACACAUAAUAUUAAAGAUAAACAUCUCCUAAAAUGUUUAAUUUCUGCACGUCUUUGUUAUCAAAUUCCAAACUCAGAUUUCUUAAUGCUUAGCUCAUUAUUAUGCUACAUUAAACUCACAGUGCUUCUUAUACACAGUGAGGAUAGAAAUAACCUCUCAGUGUCUUUAAUAAAGUAUGUGUCGAGCUUGAGCUGAGAAAUUUUGGUUAGUUAAGUCUCUGGAAUAGAAAACAGCUCAUGAGCUCAUUAAAAACAAUCACACCAUCUCUUUAGCCUGUCAUUGCUCUCUAAAAGUGCAAAUGGUGCACAAAUUGACAUUUUUAUAACCUAAAGCGUACUCACGACAUUGUUGGAAAAGAAAUUACGCCUGGGUGUCGAUUAACACUGAAGGAGCAUCCAACUCAUU
Pangasianodon hypophthalmus (striped catfish) is the source of this 5337-nucleotide messenger RNA. RefSeq names its product tyrosine kinase, non-receptor, 2a (gene tnk2a). The transcript is spliced from 16 exons. Gene Ontology annotation, molecular function: protein serine/threonine/tyrosine kinase activity; protein binding; ATP binding. The record is from RefSeq and is a predicted model, not a curated record. Gene Ontology annotation, biological process: protein phosphorylation; negative regulation of epidermal growth factor receptor signaling pathway; regulation of keratinocyte differentiation. NCBI's taxonomy places the organism in Eukaryota, Metazoa, Chordata, Actinopteri, Siluriformes, Pangasiidae. Gene Ontology annotation, cellular component: extrinsic component of cytoplasmic side of plasma membrane. Bases 214 to 3324 code for a protein of 1036 amino acids.